This is a messenger RNA of Arabidopsis thaliana (thale cress), 1571 nucleotides long. RefSeq names its product transmembrane protein, putative (DUF677). The transcript is spliced from 4 exons. Gene Ontology annotation, cellular component: membrane. NCBI's taxonomy places the organism in Eukaryota, Viridiplantae, Streptophyta, Magnoliopsida, Brassicales, Brassicaceae. The coding region runs from base 157 to 1305 and encodes 382 amino acids. The record is from RefSeq and is marked reviewed.
AUAAGAGAGUAUAAAAGACUAAACUAAAAAGUAAAAAGAAAAAGAAUUAAGACAUUGAAUUGAGUAGCAAGUUAGAACUAAAUUAAGCCCCAAAACUGAUCAGCUGUUAUGUAUGAUUCAGUAGCUUUCCAUUGAUGAAUCAAGUUCAUCUUCUAGAUGCGGAACUGUCUUUCCUUCAACCCAGCCUCUCCGGAGGCCUCUCUCGGCGACGACCCUCUUCCCCAUCCGUCCUUAGAGAGUGGUGUGGCCUCCACUUCCAGAAACGACGCUUCUAUUUCGUCUCCCACGUUUAACCUCAGCCGCGAGUUGGCUCACGCUUUUCAAACCCCUUCAUACCACGACGUACGUUCACGGGUUCACGUGGUUGUUGACCUUACACAAAUUCAUCAUCGGCUCAUCCAACCAGACAUUGAGCUGCUUCUUUCUCAAGUGCUCCAACCAAAUAAAGAAUGUGUUCAAGAAGCUAUUAGACACGUCAAGCAAACUACACUUACUAAUCUCGUUUCUACUUACUUCCAACACAGCGAAGACGCUACCCGCCUUUGCUUAAAUCUUUACCAAAACGUACACAGUGCUCGCCACCACCUCUACACGCCCCUUUUAGACCUCUUCAACAUCUUUCCCGGUGAUUCACUCCCCGCCAUUGACGAGUCCCUAUGUGACCUGGCAUUCGACGUUUUUCUUAAGCUCGACACGUUUGAAAACCCUUUCUCAUCUCCUGAAUCUUACAGCUUUCGAGACACCCAAUUAUGCUUCUCCCAGCUGAAGCAUAAUCUGGACAGACGUCUUCGCAAGUCUAGGUCACGGGUCCGCCUCAUCCACCAUGCCACAGCUGGUUCUUCCUUAUGUCUUGUUGCUGCUGUUGUUGCGGUUGCUGCUUCUGCAGUUGUUAUUGCCUCUCAUGCACUUCCCAUCCUUCUUGUUGUUGCAGGUCCCUUGUGCAGUCCUUACCUCCCUCACAGUUUCAAGAGAAAGGAGUUAACUAACAUUUGUCAGCUCAAUGCUGCUUCCAAGGGUACUUUUGUGCUCAACAAAGAUCUUGAUACCAUUGACCGUCUUGUCUCCCGUUUGCACACUGGAAUUGAAUACGACAAGUUUUUAAUUCGACUUGGAUUAGAGAGGGGGAGGGACGUGCAUUCAAUUCAAGAGAUUCUGAAACUGCUUCGCAAGAGCCACCUCCCCCUCACCCAUCAACUCAAGGAUCUUGAGGAUCAUAUUUGCCUUUGGUUCACUAACGUUAACAAAGCUAGAUCGUUGCUCCUAACAGAGAUUCAUCUUCCUCGACCCAGCCAUGUUAUUCUGUAGAUAGAACAAAUUACUGCCAUCUCGAGUAAAAAACCAAUCAAGAUUACAAGUAUCCUGAGCUUAUGAGAGAGGACUACAGGACCGAGGUGAAAAUACAUGGACGUUGAGCUCUGUAGAUGGGAAUAGAAACUUUUUUAUGGUCAUCCUUAAAAAUUGGGCAUGGACUUGCCUGCCUUAAGCAGUAGUAGUUCGAUAUUGGAUGUUGUAUUGGUUCAUAUCAUCAUAUCGGACAAUUCUGUUGGUGAAUGAAUUUGUUGCACUUGUAU